Molecule: messenger RNA, 3586 nt
Organism: Sardina pilchardus (European sardine)
Lineage: Eukaryota; Metazoa; Chordata; Actinopteri; Clupeiformes; Clupeidae
Gene: st6galnac
Product: ST6 (alpha-N-acetyl-neuraminyl-2,3-beta-galactosyl-1,3)-N-acetylgalactosaminide alpha-2,6-sialyltransferase
Exons: 10
Coding region: 554-1843 (429 amino acids)
Molecular function (GO): sialyltransferase activity
Source: RefSeq, a predicted model, not a curated record
GAGAGAGAGAGAGAAACGUACACAGAAGGGGGCUACGGAGCUACGAGUGAGAGACACCUCAGCUCCGUUCGCCAGCUCUUUUUGUCUGACACACUGCCGUAGUAAGAAGCUAUAGCUUCCCUCCGAUACCCGGAGGAGGUUUCGUGCCCUUGGAGGAAAAAGUCUCCCAAGUGUGAAAUGCAACGUGUGCUGCGGACUAAUUAAAGUGUUCCUGGUCCUGGACGACAACAUCACUCCUCCUCUCCUCUCCUCUCCUCCUCCUCCUCCUUGUUUUAUUCCUUUUCUGGGACAGCGUGCAAGUGAACAAGCAAAACAACACACACACACACACACACACACACACACACAUACACACACCCAGCUGCCAGGGAGGGGCCCUUUAUAAACUCAGCCUCUCACCGCAACCCAGCCUUCCUACUGUUCUCCGCUGCUCGUCCUCCAUGUCCUGGGCUAACCCUCGAAGGGCAGGGGCCCGUCUCGCAGCCGCCGCCGCCACAGCCGCACGCCACACCGCCGCCUCCGCCCCCCACCGCUCACGGACCGGCACGCGGUGAUGGAGCUGCCCACCCACCGUCUGACGCUGCUCUUCGUGGUGGUCAGCGGGCUGCUGGGUCUCUACGUGCUGUGCGUCAGCCUGCAGAUUCAGGUGCCCUGGCAACUGACCUUUGACACCUUCAGGCCCUUCUCCGCCACCAGGUCUCCUGAGGUGUAUAAUGACAGGAAUAGCUUAUUGGUGGACGCUUCUGAGGUCACAACAAUCCAAGGAAGUCCAUUAAAGACCACCAAAAGACCAACCACUACUACCACCACCACUACCACCACCACCACCACCACCACCACCACCACCAUCAAACCUGACUUCUUUGGAGACAAAUAUGCGGCUGACAACGUUCCCCUUCCAACAAGCUGUCCAGACAGCAUACGGACCAAAGUGCCACUCUCCAGCUUCGCCAACAAGUUUCUGGGCACGAUACCAGUGCUGCAGUGGGCCAAGUCCGUCUCCCUGGCAGAGUACCAGCGUCUGAAGAACUACCCCGGUGCCCAUGGAUGGGGCGGACUCGGGUAUCCCUUAAUACAGUCCACGCUGUCUGUCCUGAACAGCACUGCUAAUCAGGUGAUGUGCGAUGACUGGGAGCAGAGGCCUAAUCGCACCCAGUGCAUCCGCUGUGCGGUGGUGGGCAAUGGAGGCAUCCUCAAGGACUCCAAGAAGGGCUUGGAGAUCGACCAGCAUGACUACGUAUUCAGAACCAACGGGGCUGUGAUCAAGGGCUUCGAAGAGGACGUGGGCUCCCGGACAUCCUUCUACACCUUCUCCACCAACACCAUGCGUAACUCCAUGCGCAGCUACGCGGGACAGGGUUACCGCGGUCCCCCCAUCUCUGAGGAGACACGCUAUGUUUUUCUCCCGGACCACAACAGAGACUACAUCCUCAUGAGGGCCUCGGCCCUGCACCUCCCCAUAGAAACUGGACCAGAACGCAGCACAACGCCACCCAAAUACUUUGGAGCAAAUGCUUCUGUGGGGAAGUUCAAGAUGUACCAUCCAGACUUUGUUCGUUAUCUCAGAAAUAGGUUCCUGCGUUCCUCAAUUCUGAAUGGCAGAUACAAGAGCAUCUACCGGCCCUCAACAGGCGCCACCAUGCUUCUAGCAGCGCUGCACUCCUGUGAUCAGGUGAGCGCGUACGGGUUCAUGACCCCGAACUACAACAACUUCUCCGACCACUACUACGACAAGCAAUUCCACCGGGUCGCCUUCUACGCCAACCACGACUUCCGUUUGGAGAUGAAACUGUGGCAGGAACUCCACAAGGCAGGACUCCUGAAUCUGUACAUGCGCCCGUGAGACUUAUGGGGGGGAAAACCUGGCCGUUGCUGCCACAGCCGCGGGACUCGCAGGGAGCAGAGGCUCUUGGUGACGCCACGCGUGAGGAAUCGAUUCCGAGCCACGGUUCCACGUCACGGUUCCGAGCCAAAAAGACGAGGCGUAGAGAUGACCUCGCAUCGGAAGGGCUUUCUUUCUCCUCUGUCGUGACAUCCACUGGAUGUUUUUUUUUAAUAUAUAGAUAUUAAUUCAGCAACAGGCAAUGUUUUAUUAUUUAUUUUUUAAAUUGUGAACAUAUUUUUUUCUUCCAAAUACUGUGAAAUGGGUGCAGCCACCAGGGAAGGCUAGGCUGCACCUGGAAGUCUGUCCUCCCAUCUGUUCCGUGCCUUACCGAGGAACCAGUACGUUUGCUCUGCAAAGCCUUAAACCAAAAACCUAGUCAUACCAAACCCACGUCAAAAAAAACAAACCAAUCAUGCUACCGACGUGACGUGCCCCCGCCCCCCCCCCCCCCCCUUCAACACCAAUGACAUGACAUGAACAGGUCCUGGGAUCCCAUCACUGUGCCAGCUGUAACAAAAAAAAAAACAGUACGGGGUCCUGCUUUCCUUAAAUAUCCUGCCCGACCUAAAUACUCGGAACACUGUCAGUGGCACUCCCAUGUGACGUCCAGUCAGUCAGUCAGCCAGUCAGUCAGCCAGCGAGCGAGCGAGCGAGCCUGACCAGAGGGUUCCCUAUGUGUAACGGGAGACUCGAUAUAAUUAUAACCAGGGAACCAGUACUGAGACAUGGAGCUCCAUGGAGGAGCACAUCACUACUGCUCUACUCCGAUGAUUUUUUUUGUUGUUUUUAUUUUUGGAUUUUUUUUUUAUUGUUAUUGUUUUAUUGCACAAGGGAAUGGUUGAGGUGAUAUUUAAUAAUAUGAUAAUAUGCUGAGGGGAUAAUGUCUGAUUUUAGUGCCUUAAAAAAAACACAUGUCUGAUUAUGGUGGCUGUGGUGACCAUCAUCACCGUGUUUGGAGACGCAGGGAAUAAUCUGUUACGCUACAUCUCCAUCUGAAGGGAUCACUUGGCUUCUGGAAUUCUCCACACUGAUAUUAUAUUUUACUUCAAAGGUUUUUUUUUUCCUAGACAUCAGAUUUCAACCCAGGUGUUGUUCAGUCACUGUGAAGCCAAGCGCUACCGUUAUUUUCUCCACAUUAUACAUGCUGUACCCAUAUACACAGAUUCUGACCCAACGCCCAUACUGUAUGAAUCAGAUUCUAUACAAACAAUCAUUCCUUUUUCACAAUAAGUCCAUUUUCGAAGAUCCAUCCCAAACAUGUUGCAUACAGAGACUAGACAACAAUGUUUCAAGUAGCAUUUUUAAUGAUUUUAAUCACAUUCAAAAUCUUUUUCCAAUCCGAUUGUUUUAUGCUUUAUGAUUUUUAUAUAACACUGAUGACCGAAAUGGGUUUCAGUUUUCUUUUCAUGGGAACGGACUCUUGUGCUAACAGAUGUGGCUUUGCUUGAUAGCAUCUUGUGCAAUAAUUAACUCGAUGCCAAUUGUCCAGUCAGCGGCCUACUAUGUGCUUGUUGGCGCAUGGAGAACAUUUAAGCUUGUGGUUGUGAAUGGGUACUUGGAUAUGGAUGUCUGAAACACUCCAUAGAGGAGAGUUCAAAGAAUCUUGGAAAGCAAAGAGUUAUUUACUUUUAGAAGAAGAAUGUAUUCUCUUUUUUAUUUUUAUGUAUUUUUGAAUAAAUAAAACCACAAAGAAGGAUAUAA